AAACUAAGCAUUUGAUCCAGUCCCGCUGCUACAGGCUAUUCGGUAAUGAAAUAUUUUUGACAAGAACUACACUCACCACGUAAACGCGUGACGAGAAAAAAAGAGCAUUUUACACACCCCCUCAGACGAAGUUUAAAAAGACAGGGAGAGGGAAGGCGGCGAGUUCUAGUUUUCCCCAGAGAACGGUUCUGCAAAGAGAGACGCAAGCACUUUUGCAAGAACGCUGGUGUCUAGAAUUUCCUAGUUGGGAAGGAUAGUACUAACCCCCUAUGCCACCAGCUGUCCCUGUACUUACUUUGGCUUGAAUUGCUCUGCUAAAAUUACUCAGCUGUAUAAAAGUCUUUUCAGGUGACUUGCUUAUAAUUUGACGGUACCGAAGAUGGCCCAGCUGCUGCGGACUCCCCUGCUCUCCCCUGCUGUGAUCCAGGGUGCCUCCACUGGCACCCUGGAGGUGAAGGGACCCCUCAGUUUCUGGGGUGGGGGCAGAGCCAACCCACUGGACACAAAACAUGCCGAACCGGUUUAUGAGCCUGCUACCGGCCGUGUUCUGUGCGAAUUGGUUCCAUGUGGACCUGAGGAGGUAGACCAAGCUGUUAAAAGUGCUCAUGCUGCGUAUCUGAAAUGGAGUAAGAUGUCGGGUAUGGAAAGGGCCCAUGUGAUGCUGGAGGCUGCACGCCUUAUCAGGGAACGGAAAGAUGAGAUUGCCAAGGUUGAGGUUAUCAACAAUGGCAAAUCCAUCAUAGAGGCAACUGGAAAUGUACAAGGUGCUGCACAGUGCAUUGAAUACUUUGCUGGCCUCGCUGGCACAUUGGCAGGCCAACAUAUCCAGCUUUCAGGAAAUGCCUUUGCGUAUACACGACGUGAGCCCUUGGGAGUGUGUCUGGGUAUUGGGGCUUGGAACUUCCCCUUCACCAUUGCAGUUAUGAAAUCUGCCCCUGCCCUUGCCUGUGGCAAUGCCAUGAUAUACAAGCCCUCUCCCAUGACCCCCCUGACAACAGUCAUGCUGGCAGAAAUCUACACCCAGGCAGGCGUUCCAGAGGGGCUCUUCAAUGUGGUUCAGGGUGGAGCAGAAACGGGUUCUCUCCUCUGUCACCACCCCAUGGUGGCCAAGGUUUCCUUUACUGGAAGUGUUCCAACCGGCAAGAAGGUAAUGGAGAUAUCUGCUAAAGGUGUGAAACCUGUUACUUUGGAACUGGGAGGAAAGUCUCCGCUCAUCAUUUUCAAGGACAGUGAGCUGGAAAAUGCUGUGAAGGGGGCUCUUAUGGGUAAUUUCCUUACCCAGGGGGAGGUGUGCUGUAAUGGAACAAGAGUCUUUGUCCAGAGGGAGAUCAUGCCCCAAUUCCUGGAGGAGGUGGUUAAGAGGGCAAAGACCAUUACUGUAGGGGACCCCAUGCAAAUUGCAACUCGUAUGGGGGCUCUGAUCAGCCGGCCACAUCUGGAAAGGGUUCUGGGUUUUAUAAGCCAGGCCAAAAAAGAGGGGGCCAGAGUGCUUUGUGGUGGGGAACCCUUUGUUCCCAAUGACCCCAACUUAAAGGGUGGCUAUUUUAUGUCUCCUUGUGUGUUGGAUAACUGCAGAGAUGACAUGACAUGUGUUAAAGAGGAGAUCUUUGGGCCUGUCAUGUCUGUGCUUCCCUUUGACACUGAGGAGGAAGUAAUUGAAAGAGCCAAUAACACAACAUUUGGCUUGGCAGCUGGGGUCUUCACAAGGGACAUAGCACGUGCCCAUCGUGUAGUUGAAAACCUUCAGGCAGGGACCUGUUUCAUCAACAACUACAACAAAACAUCUGUGGAGCUGCCUUUUGGAGGCUAUAAGAUGUCAGGUAUUGGUCGAGAAAAUGGCCAGGUGGCAGUCGAGUACUAUUCACAACUGAAGACUGUGGUAGUUGAGAAGGGUGAUGUGGAAAGUCUCUUCUAACUUCAUAUUAGGGAAUGGUUUUUCCAGUCCAUCCUAGAACAGCUUAUGAAGCAUUGGUAAAGUACUAAUUUGUACUGAUGUAUGCAACAUGGCUAAACAUUUAAUUGAUCUAGUUGGGAAUGUAUACAUGUACUGUAGCUGUUUAACAAUGUUACUGUAGUCUUUCUUAAUUCCUCAUGGUUUAAACUAAGAACUUUCUUCUUGCCAAACUGUUUCAAGUUGUUGCAAUUUGGGACUGGUUUAAUAAAGUAUAUUGCAG
Scleropages formosus (Asian bonytongue) is the source of this 2174-nucleotide messenger RNA. Its product is annotated as aldehyde dehydrogenase family 9 member A1-A-like. The record is from RefSeq and is a predicted model, not a curated record. The coding region runs from base 380 to 1915 and encodes 511 amino acids. Gene Ontology annotation, molecular function: oxidoreductase activity, acting on the aldehyde or oxo group of donors, NAD or NADP as acceptor. The transcript has 13 exons. NCBI's taxonomy places the organism in Eukaryota, Metazoa, Chordata, Actinopteri, Osteoglossiformes, Osteoglossidae.